AUGUACAGUGGAACCUCUACUUACGAAUUUAAUCCGUUCCGUUCUGCCGGCCUCACAGGAUCGGGCCCUCGCUGCUGGGGUGAUGGGAGUUGCAGUCCUGGCGACGUCGGAGGCCAAGCCAGGGCACCUGCGGUCGGCCGUGUGGGACUUGGCUCGCGCGGACACGGUGCAGGCGGCGGCGAUGCGGAGCCUCUCCCGACGGGGCCAGAAGUACUGGGCGGGCGCCUAGGCUGGAGCGACGGCGAGGGGCGGAGGGCGCUCCGAGCGGAAAAGCCGAGGACAGGAGAGGCGGCCCUGCAGCAGCGGUGGCGGCGGCGAGCCCCCGAUCCUGCGAGGCCCGCAGAAGGCCAGCCUCGCUGCAGCAGCAGCAGUGGCGAGGCCCCAGUCCCGCGAGGCCGGCAGAAGGCCGGCCUCGCAGCGGCAGCGGCAAGAGCCCGAUCCCACGAGGCCAGCAGAAGGCCAGCCUCGCAGCGGCAGCAGUGGCAAGGGCUCGAUCCGGCGGCGAGCACAGGGCAGCGAGGCUGUUCGGAUGUCGAAAAUUUCAGAAUGGAGCUGCAAGACCCUCCAUCAACAAUGAGUAAUCACACCAUUCUUCACCACCCUAAUAAUACUGCCCUCCCUGGGCUUCUCUUUCUCCUGAUGGGUUUCCCUGGACUGGAAUCCACCCCAUAUUGGCUGGCUUUCCCCAUGGGCACAGCCUACCUGCUGUCCUUUCUUGGGAAUGGGGCCGUCCUCUUUGUCAUAAUCACGGAAACAGCCCUCCAUUCCCCCAUGUACAUCUUCCUUGCCCUGCUAGCUGCCUGUGACUUGGGCUUGGCCACAGCCCUCCUGCCCACAAUGCUCCGUGUCUUCCUCCUUGGAUCAAGGGAGAUCAGUGUGGACGCUUGCCUCUCCCAGCUCUUCUUCAUCCACACGUUCUCCAUCAUGGAGUCCUCUGUGCUCUUGGCCAUGGCCUUUGACCGCUUUGUGGCCAUCUGCUACCCUUUGAGGUACACCUCCAUCUUGACCAGCUCCAGACUGGUCCACAUUGGCUUGGCCAUUGGCCUCCGGGGUGUGGCCUUGCAUGUGCCAAUCCCCUUUCUUCUCAAGAGGCUGACUUACUGCCACCAUAUUAAUGCCCUUUCUCACUCAUACUGCCUGCACCCAGAUGUGAUGAAGCUGGCCUGCCACAAGUCCAGCAGGGAUGGCAUCUACGGGCUUUUAGUAGUCUUCUCCACUAUGGGUCUGGACCCACUGCUCAUCAUCUUGUCUUACAUCUGGAUCUUGAAGACCGUUGUGGCCAUCACCUCGCUGGACGAGCGCCACAAAGCUCUCAACACCUGUGCCUGCCACAUCUCUGUGGUCCUGUUGUUCUACACCCCCAUGUUGGCAUUGUCCUUGAUCAGCCGCCUCAAGCUCCACACCCCGCCCUUCCUCCACAUUCUGUUGUCCUACAUCCACUUCCUGGCCCCACCUUUGCUCAACCCCAUGCUCUACUGUGUCAAAAUGAAAGAGGUGCGCCAAAGGAUCCUGGGAAGAACCAUAAAGGUCUGUGGACUACGCAACACAAUCACUCUCUCACUCUCUCAGUCAUAG
Messenger RNA from Zootoca vivipara (common lizard), 1575 nucleotides. Its product is annotated as olfactory receptor 51A7-like. Gene Ontology annotation, biological process: G protein-coupled receptor signaling pathway. Gene Ontology annotation, cellular component: plasma membrane. The record is from RefSeq and is a predicted model, not a curated record. Lineage: Eukaryota; Metazoa; Chordata; Lepidosauria; Squamata; Lacertidae. Gene Ontology annotation, molecular function: olfactory receptor activity; G protein-coupled receptor activity.